Messenger RNA from Clunio marinus, 4301 nucleotides. The record is from the annotation of a GenBank genome assembly. NCBI's taxonomy places the organism in Eukaryota, Metazoa, Arthropoda, Insecta, Diptera, Chironomidae.
AUGAAAGUACAAACAAAAAAUCGUGUAGAGCCUCCAUUAGCGCCAGGAAAACCUUAUUUAUUACCAGGCUUGCCGACUGAUGAACCUGACGUAGUGACAAUCAAAUGGCAAAGGCCAAGAACUGACAAUGGAUCGACAAUCAUUGGAUAUGUCGUAGAGCAUCGGAGAACCGGCUCUCCAAAUUGGACUCGUGCUUGUCCACAGCUCAUUCAAUUCACAGAACUUGCACUGAAUGGCCUUGAACCAGGAUGGCGUUACCAAUUUCGAGUCAUUGCUGAAAAUGCUGUCGGUAAAUCACCACCAAGUGAAGCUUCAGAUCCAUUAACAGUAACACUUCAACGCAAUGCGAUGUCUGCACCCCAAUUUACGAACGAGCUCGAAGAUUUCAAUGGAAUUGAGAAUGAAAAAGUGGAAUUUAAAGUGAAGUUUGCUGGUUCUCCAACACCACAAAUUGCGUGGUUUAAAGAUGGAUUUGAAAUCUUCAGCAGUAGACGAACGAAAAUUUCAACCGAAAAUGAUUCAAGCACUUUAAUAUUCUAUCAAGCAUCGCUAACAGACGAAGGUGAAAUCAAAUGCACAGCUACAAAUCGUGCUGGUUAUUCAUUUACAAAAUCAAAUUUAACUAUCGAAGCUCCACCAAAGAUUCGUUUGCCACGACAAUACGAAGACGGUUUGAUAAUUGAAGCUGACGAAGUGAUUCGAUUAAAAGUUGGAAUUGCAGGUCGUCCAGUGCCGAAUGUUGUCUGGGCACAUAAUGGUGAAGUGAUAACAAAUAAUGAACGAUUCGAAAUCAUAAAUAGUGACAAAAAUUCAUCGCUGAAAAUCGACAACACAAUGCGAACGGAUCGUGGUGAAUACAAUUUAAGAGCGAUCAAUAAAUUGGGUGAAGAUGUUGCAUCGUUUCUUGUGACUGUGACAGCAGCACCAUUGCCACCUGGUAAAGCUGCUGUUAAAAUUCUUCUCGGCAGCACUGUGACAUUAUCAUGGGCACCACCAAUUGAUGACGGCGGUUGCAAGAUUGGCAAUUACAUUGUGGAAUAUUUUCGAGUUGGUUGGAAUGUUUGGUUGAAAGCAGCAACGUGUCGUCAAUUGGCAGUCACGUUGAAUGAUUUAAUUUUUGGAUCUGAAUAUAAGUUUAGAGUGAAAGCUGAGAAUCCUUACGGUGUCAGUGGUCCAAGUGAAGAAUCUGACGUUCUCUUCAUACCAGAUCCAAAACGUGGAAUAAUGCAGCCAAUAAAAGAUGAGAAACUUUUAAAUCUUCAACAUCCACUGCCACCUGUUGCUCCGAAACGAAAAAAUCCAUCACCGUCACCAGCACGAAAGUCGCCGACAAAUAAUUUCAUGGAAACAAAGAAAGUUUCGCCAAUCCCACAAAUAAAACUCAACACAAAAAUAUUCGAUGAUGAAACAAUUGAACGUGAUAUGACUUAUGGAGCCCCAGGUGACUUUUAUAAAUUCCGUGAAGUUCCAUCGACAUCUCUGCAUGAGAAAGCGAAUCUAGAUGAACAAGUUCGUCAAUUGAGAGCUGCAAAGAAUAACGUGAAGUUCAAAAUGGAAAUUGAUGAUACAACAAUCCCUCGCGAUAAGAAGGAAGCGAUUUAUCAGAACUUUCAAGAAGCACACGAUUCAAAUAACAAUCAUCAAACGAAGGCAAACGGUGAAUCUCAAACUACCGGUAAAAGAACAUUCUUGGACUUAUCAAAAGCAGGAAAUCAAAGAAAUGUGGAGAGAAAAGAUGCAUCAAGUGGCGGUAUUCAGAACAGCAGUGAAUUCAUGUUGGUUUUAUAUUCUGGAAAAGAGUCAAAGAAUGGCAACAAAAACGAUUCUUUUGAUUCUGAUGUUGAAGAUUACUUUUCACCGCCACCACCACUGUCACAAUCAGUUCCUGAGCUCAAUAUGAUGAUUCCUGAACCACCUAUGAUACGACACGCUGUUAGUUCCACGGAACUUCUUUAUGAACGUGCAAUGGCUCGAUUUUAUAAAGCUGUUGAAUAUGAAGCAGCUGAUACUGCGAGAAAACGAAGUUUCAGCAUGGAACACGAGACGAGACAAAGAAGUUUUAGUAUCGAUCAAGAAAGAAGACGAUCAAGUGGGCAAGGAGAUGCAGUUCAAGAAGCGGCUUUAGCACGAUUUCGAAUGAAUUCUUUAACAGAAACUGUUUUGCGUCGAAGAUUAUCAGGUGAAUCUCCGAACUUACAUAUUAAUAUACCAGCAAGACGAUUGAGUUUCAAAGAUGAAGAUUCUGAUGAACGAACGCAGUUAAAUACUUUAAGAAAUGAAUUGAAUACACCGGAAAUGCUUGACAGAUCGCCAUCUCCAUUCGCUCCACCGAUAGCAGAAGUUGAACGAUUCAGUGACGAUUACACUGACAGCACAGAAUCUUCAGGAGAUGAUGAUGACGAUGAUGUUCCUACUCGACGUUCUCGUAAUCGAUCAAAAGAAAUGGAAACUUAUCAUCCACGAAUGUUGUCGCCUUAUAGACAGCCAGAGAAUGGUGAAGCAGCAGCAAUUCUUACAAAACCUUUGACGCCACUUCCUGAUCCUAAUUUCGUUCCUAAACCGAUUUUAAAACGCCCAGCAAGUGCUGAUGGUCGUCGACCAACCUCGGGAAUGCCAGAACGUAAAACAAUUGCUGAACUUUUAGGACGUCGUUCUGCUUCACCAUCACCAAGAACUUCACCAAAUAACAAAAGAAAAAGUGUGGAAAUUGAUGAAGUACCGAAAAUCUUUCAACCGACAAAUUAUGAAAUGUUUGAAGUUCCUUCGAAAGAGAAAGAGUUGCAAGAUGUUCCUGAAAUUAAAGUCGAAUCACCAAAGACGCAAAGAGAAGAGAGGAAUCUUGUCAUUGAACCUUCUCCUGAACCUGAAGAAGAAUUUUAUCGACCAAAUAACGAACGAAAUGAUCAAGCAAAGAAACAACUCAUGGAACGUCGCCAAACUUCACUUGAAGAGAAUAAAGUUAUGGCAAAUUUCUAUGGUGACAUCAUCAAAGAUCUUUCGGCAAGACCAGCAAAGCCGAAAGUUCCAAUUUACAUGGAUCCUGAAGCAUUAAAAAAGUUGGAAGUUGAAGAUGAAGAUGAGAAUGCAAAUGAUUCUGGAAUUACUUCUUCCGUUGAUCUUUCACCACAAUCAACUCUGCAAAGGCCCUUCUCACCUUCAGUGCCAUCAAAUCCCAUUGCAUCAUCGACAUUGUUGCAACAAAACCGUGAAACUUCAUCAAGAAUUAAUGCUUUAAAACCUCGAACGUUUUCACCUCCACCAAACAACGCAAAAGAUUUUGUGUUCGGUCGAAGACUCUCAGAUUCAAAUAAGACGAAAAAUCUUACAGACAUAAACAUGAACGUUAAUUCUCUGUCACAAAUUAUGUCAACAAAUGACAGAAUAAAUCUUAUUGAAUCUCCUUCCCCGCAGAAGACUUUGACACUCAAUGGAACAGUUGUUCAAAGAAAAGACGGAAUAACAAGCAGCACAAGUUCAAUUGAAUCUCGUGGACGGGGGAAUGUUGUGAAAUCGAAAACUGGAACGAUUCCUAAAAGAAGAAAUCAAUCAUCAAGUCGAUCACGUGAUCGAAGUGACAUGCCGGCAUUAGCGAGGAAUCCAAACGAUUCAAUAAAUCCCACGAGACGAGAGAAAUCUUCAUCGAGAACGAGAAAUCGAAGUGAAUCAAAAUCUCCUUCAUUUAAUCGAAAAAUAAUUAUCAAUCGAUUCGCGACACCAAAAGUUGUAGCACGAGAUGUCACACCAUCGCCGUCAUUAUCAUCACGUGCAGUGACUCCAAGUGAACUUCAAGAACAAGUUCAACUUAAAGUUAAGUCUACAAUGACAUAUGCUACUGAUGUAUCAAUCCUCUUAUUCGCAACUUAUAUUUACUUCUUUAAAAGUGCAAUUUUCGCGCUUCCACUUUUGAUUUUAUUAAUUUAUAGACAAAUUUAUGAUAAGAUUCCCGAUUGGAUGAAACGCAAGAAAAGUUAGCAAAGUUUUUCAUUUUAAAGUACUUUCUUGAACGCUGAUUUUAAUGUUUAAUUGUCUGAAUAAUGUCAAAGAUGAAUCUUAUAAUUUAUUAACUGACUAAGAUGUUCCCUUCACGACGGGAAUGACAUAAUUUAUGUAGAUUAUUAAUGAAUCAUUUUCAAAUGAAAAGUUGAUUAUUCGGCACUAAAUUUAAAGCAUCAACAUACAAAUAUGUACAUCAAAAUUUAUGUUUAGUUAAUUAUUCCUUUUCUUUUGUGCUAUAAAGUUUGUAUAAUUAUAAUUUUGUCUCUAUAAAUGUAUGAAAAUAAAGUAAAAAUGUUUUUUCGCGA